Sparassis crispa is the source of this 255-nucleotide messenger RNA. RefSeq lists its product as hypothetical. Lineage: Eukaryota; Fungi; Basidiomycota; Agaricomycetes; Polyporales; Sparassidaceae. The transcript has a single exon. The coding region runs from base 1 to 255 and encodes 84 amino acids. The record is from RefSeq and is a predicted model, not a curated record.
AUGGCGUCCCCCAUCUCAUCGUCAUUCCCGCCCUCUGCUGUGCCGUAUCGCUCACACUUCCAACACAACCCCCCGCUGCAGUUCGCGUCGCUCGCGCAGAUGCUCCACCACGUCACGCAGAACUGGCGCGCCAACUUCGUAACCGUCGACCUGAACACGCGGGACGCGCUGCAGACAUUCGUCACGCGCCCGUUCUUCAUGGUCGUCAGCGUCGACGGGCCCCUCCUCACGCGUUUCCAGCGCGCAACACGGUGA